UCUCUGGUGUGGGCCGUUGAGGGUUGGUGGUCAUGGCUUUGGAUAAGCAGCUGGUCGUGGGUUUGGACCCUGGUUUGGGAUUGUGGAUUCCUGCCUGAAUUCGAUGGCGCCCCGUUGAGUGAGCUUUCCUGGUCCUCCUCUCUGGCCGUGGUUGCAGUUUCCUUCUCUGGACUCUUCACCUUCAUCUUCCUCAUGCUGGCCUGCCUGUGCUGCAAGAAGGGGGACAUCGGCUUCAAGGAGUUUGAGAACACGGAGGGGGAGGAGUACCAGGCUGACCCGUCCUCCCUGGCCUCCCCCGGAUCGCAGAACGGGCCCGAGGUCUACGUCCUGCCUCUCACGCAGGUCUCGCUCCCCGUGUCUCAGCAGCCCGGCCGAUCAGUCCAGCUGCUUAAAUCGGCAGACCUGGGCCGGCACAGCCUGCUGUACCUGAAGGAGAUUGGCCAUGGCUGGUUCGGCAAGGUGUUACUGGGAGAGGUGAAUGCUGGCCUCAGCACCACACAGGUGGUGGUGAAGGAGCUCAAAUCCAGCUCCAGUGUGCAGGACCACAUGCAGUUCCUGGAGGAGGCACAGCCGUACCGCACACUCCAGCACCCCGCCCUCCUGCAGUGCCUGGCACAGUGUUCCGAGGUCACUCCCUACCUGCUGGUGAUGGAGUUCUGCCCUUUGGGGGAUCUGAAAGGUUAUCUCCGCAGCUGUCGGGCGGCAGACUCCACGACCCCUGACCCCUUGAUACUCCAGCGAAUGGCGUGCGAGAUCGCCUCUGGCCUCCUGCACCUCCACAAACACAACUUCACUCACAGUGACCUGGCCCUGAGGAACUGCCUGCUGACGUCGGAGGUGACCGUGAAAAUCGGCGACUAUGGCCUGUCUCACAACAAAUAUAAGGAGGACUACUUUGUGACCCCAGAUCAGCUGUGGGUACCACUACGCUGGAUUGCCCCAGAACUCAUUGAUGAAGUCCAUGGCAACCUGUUGGUGGUGGACCAGACCAAGUCUAGCAAUGUCUGGUCUCUGGGGGUCUCAAUCUGGGAGCUGUUUGAGUUGGGGAACCAGCCUUACCGACACUACUCUGACAGACAGGUGCUGACCUACGCUGUGAAGGAGCAGCAACUCAAACUGCCGAAACCGCUACUGAAAGUACCCCUGUCUGAGCGCUGGUACGAGGUCAUGCAGUUCUGCUGGCUUCAGCCAGAGCAGAGGCCGAGUAUGGAGGAGGUCCACUUGCUGCUGAGCUACCUGUGUGCCAAGGGUUCAAGCGAGCCAGAGGAGGACUUUGAGAGCCGCUGGAACUCCCUCCGGCCGGGCAUGGGCCACAGUGCCUCAGCCCUAGAGCCUGCCCCUUCCUCUUCCUCCUCCUCCUCCUUCCCCCUCCUGGAGCACUUUGCCACCGGUGAUGGUUUCCACAGUGAGCCGGGGGACGACAUCCUGACGGUCACCGAGACCAGCCACGGGCUCAGCUUUGAAUACAAGUGGGAAGAGGCGGGGCCCGAGCGGCCUUUCCACACUGCCUCCACCAGUGGACCCUUAGGCCAGGGGAACCCCCACUACCAGGACAUCUACUACCCCCCCGAGGGUGGGAGCGGAGAUGGAGGUGGUGGUGAGGGGCUUACCCUAGGGGUCUCCCCUUCCUGUUAUGAGCCCAAGUCCUUGCACACACCCGGGGUUGUCCCUGUACUGAGUGCUCAUAGUCCCUCUGUGAGCAGUGAAUAUUACAUCCGCAUUGAGGAGCCCAUGGAGAGCAUUGGCCAGUUGGACCACCCCAGCCCUGAGUUUGAAGGUGGGGACUACAGCAGGGACAUGACCACAGACGACCACGCACCAAGGUCCUAUUGGCUGGCUGACGCUCACAAGGCUGCCAUUGCCGCCUACGACUCAGAUGCCAGUCCUGCUGUCUCACUUACCAUGGAGCCUCUUCUGGGCCAGGCAGCAGCUGGGGGAAGCCCCAUGGGACCAUGGGAGUCAGGACAAUGCUUCUCCUACGAGGAGCGAGAAGGCUUCUACUAUGAGCACUCACCUUCGUUCUCACCGAGUAAAGGCCAUCCCAUAAUGAAGGGGACCCCUCCUGGGGUUCUACGAGGGAGCUGGGGAAUACACAGUCCUCCUCGGGCACAAGGGGAGCCCGAAAGCCCCUUGGGCACCUCCCCAUCACUCAGCAGCCCUUGCACAGGGCCCAACGACCUUGAACUAGAGGGAAGUUGUGAACCCACGAACAGUGAGCAUCACAACCGGGCAAUGUCUGGCGCUUGCUCCAUCAGCAUCGAGAUUGAGACAGAGGAUGGCGCAGUUACAGGGGCAUGGCGGCCACAACAGGACCAUGCCACGGGGGAUGAGGCAGACCUGUUCUUGGACAAAGAGACCCAUAGCUGGGCCUCGAAUCACUCUGCUAACAACAACAGCUUGACCUUUGCCCGGGGACCACCAGAGGGCACCAGGGAGAUGUUUAUGGACGUCCACCGCACUGCCAAGCCUUGUACAGAUACAUGGCCAGAUAUGAGGUCUGCCAAGGAGAGCCCAACACAGAACACUAACCAGACCAGUGCGUACUUAAAAGGUGUGGACAAUGAUAGCAACUUUGUAUCCCCCCAUAAACCCUGCCCUCUGACAUCAUCUACCGAACAUACUACGUAUGUCAAUAUGUGCUUUGAGGUUGGGGAUGAUGCAGUGCCACCACACGAAUGUCACCCAACCACAGAGAGCCCUCCUUUUCAGGACCUGUCUUCAGGAGCUACAGUGAGAGGCAGAGGUCAUAAAGAAGCAGACAACCCGAGAAUGGGAGGGGAAGAGGAUUUGUGCUCCUCAGCUAGGGGGGGUGGCAUUUUGUUAAAAACAAAGACAGACUCAGAGCUGUGGGAUGAGAACUCUGACACUUUGGUUGGUGGAGCAUUAUAUGAAAAGGGAGUGGUGACACAGGAGAGGUGUGUGAGCAGAGUGGUGGUUGCUAAGGUUCCUCCCCCCACAGGUAAAAGACCACCCCAUCAUGCAGCCCUGUCUGAGGCAGACAGCGGGGCAGUGACCGGUUGCUCCAGCAUCAGUAUGGUGGAUAUUGAGGAUUAUGACGAUGUUGUCCUGGACGUCACCUCAGGCGUUUUCGUGGCCCUGCCCAAAGUCCUGCCCCUCGAACCACUGCAGAAGCAGGCAGUGACUCCAGACUCCGUGGAUUCUGUGGAGCUGACCUCCUCCUCAAGCUCAUGUGAGACCUUCAGCCCUGCCUCCAUCCAUUCCUCCACCCAGCCCAAAGCUCUGGACAGCGGCUAUGACACUGAAAACAAUGAGUCCCCUGAAUUCAUCCCAAAAGAGCCUCCCGAGUCCAGAGACCUAGAAGGAUUCUCCCCACCAUCAGGAAAGAUCCCCCUCUCCAAGGGUCCAAAGCUGGCUGGGUCAGACGAUGAAGUGGUUCUACAGGUGGAUGUUGUAGAUGAAGCCUUGCCAAUGACAUUGCCGAGCAAUGGUGAGCCACAACUUACUGAGCUUGGUGGGAAGAACCCAUACAGGGACUCAGCUUAUUUCUCUGACUAUGACAAUGAGAAUGAGAGGUUUCCCGGUGAUGAGGGUGGAAGCGAGUUCCCAGAGAUUCCGGGGGAGGAGGCUGAAAAAGGGGACCUCACACGGUCUGCGAGGACAGAGGGCCUCGACCCUCCCCUGGAGAAGGAGGAGGGGGGAGGUCCUCUCUCUGGCCCAGAGGAGACCAGGACCAUCUUUGAGAGGGACAUGGGGAAGAUGUCCCCAGAAGGAGCAAGGUCUGAGCUUAGACCAAGUGACUCCCCCAUUGGUCCAGUCGUCUCCACGCUUUCCCCCUCACCGCCUGAGAUGGGGGGCUGCCUGACCAAAGAGUCCUCUCAGGAUGAGGGCCUGGGGCUGGACCCUGAGCACUCCGGGGAGGAGCCUGCUUCCGAAUGUUCCUCCUCUCCCUCUCCUUCCUCUGGCUCCUCAUCAUCCUCUGCCUCCUCCGCUCUCUCCUCAAGCUCGUCCACACUGCAGGAGUCCUGUGCCGCAGGUGAUGGUGGCGAAAAGAGUUCAGGGGAUCCUGAGGCCCAACCGCAGCUGUGCGAUAAUGCAGCAGGAGCACUUGAGGUGGCUGAGGGUGGGGGUGAAGAACAGGAACAAGGCCAAGACUCCACAGGGGGUAGCGAUGAACACAUCUGGGAGGAGGCGACUGAAGAAGUAGAUGUGGAUGAGGUGGACGAGGAGCAGCAGGAAGAGGAAGACUUACAUGAACAGCGGGAAGCUUUCCCAGAGACGAUUGACAUCCCCUCUCCUUCCACUGCCUCCUCUUCUUCAUCCUCUCCUCCUAGCCUCCUGUUAGGAGAAGGUGGGGGGGGUUUACUACCAAGAGAUGGAGAUGGGGACGAGGCGGACUGGGAGGACCGGGAGUCGGAGGACAGUGAGGAGUCUGACGAGGAGCUGCGCAGCUAUAGCGUGCAGGAGCACAGCGAGGAGAGCGAGGAAGAGUGCCAGGCAGUGCCUGUGGUGGUGAGUGACUGCAGCAACGCUCGUAACCUGCGCAGUCUGCUCAGGAUGCCCACGCUGCUCACCGAGUCCUUCUGUGAGGAGCUGGAGCAGAAGAAGAAGGCUGUCUCUUUCUUUGAUGAUGUCACCGUCUAUCUGUUUGACCAGGAGAGCCCCACCCAGGAGCUGGCAGAACAUGGCUUCCCUCCUGGGCCAGAGCUGGUUGGGCAGGGUCCAGAAGGCACGGAGACACUCCCCCCAGAGAGGCUCAACACCUCCGAUGACUCUUCAGAUGGCAACAUUUCAGAAGAGAGUGGAGGGUUUGAAUGGGACGAUGAUUUCCCCUUGAUGACUGGUCCCUCAUCUGUUCUGCCAGACUCUGUGGAGCCUGAGGCCCUUAGCCCAAGCCCUGAAGCGCCCAGCCCAACCUCUGAGGCCCCAAGCCCAAGCCCUGAGGCACCCAGCCCAACCUCUGAGGCCCCCAGCCCAAGCCCUGAAGCACCCAGCCCAAGCCCUGAAGCACCCAGCCCAUCCCCCGAGGCCUCCGUGGUCCCCCCGGCUGUGCCGGCAACAUCCUAUUCCCGCUUCAGUGUCUCGCGUUUCUCCAUCACCCACGUGUCUGACUCCGACGUGAACUCCACGGGAGAUCAGUUUCAAAACUGAUGACCGUCCGUCCCUGUUCUGACAUCAGACAAGCCCUUCCCAGCAGUGCCCCUCACCCACCACUAUUUCUAACAUAAAACCACAACCCCUGCUGUCAGAAACCCAGUGGCCACCACCUACCCCAUAAAGAUCUUGUCCACCCCUCUGCAUGUUACUAGGCACCCCCUUCCUUUACCAUGCCAGCCACGCCUUAUAUGAUUUUAGCAAAGGUGAUUUACAUUGCAGAAUUACCUCUCUUGAGAAAUUCCUCAUUUCAACCAGAUAUUGCCACUGAUUAAAAUGAUAAAAUUAUUUAAAACGAAUGGAGAAAGUCAGACCAGAAUUGUUUUCAAGCCUUUCAAAACAUGUUUUCCAUUAGAAUGGUCAGGAAUUGUAUGAAACAAUACAAUUGCUAUAUCAUGACAAAUUGACAUUUUACUGGAAUAAGGAAUUUAUGUGUGACACACGUGUGUUAAAAGCAGCUUUGACUGAUGUGGUGUCAUACGUUUUGAAAAUGACUUCUUAUUUAAAUUGUUUAAAUUUGUUCUUAUGCAAUAUCCAACAAAGGCAAUAUCUUGUUGAAAUGUGAAAGCAUUAAGGAAUGGAACUUCUUGUUGAUCGGUCUCCUUUCCAAUCUUAGCUUAACCAGAAUUUGACCUUUGACCCUAGCCCCAUCCAGCGCUGUCCAGUGAAUAAUGGCUCUCAAUCUGCCGUGUAGGGAACGGCAAAGGUGAAGAGACACAGUGAGGGAGAAGUGUGUGAGAAUGAAUGUGUGUGAAUGUGAGGGUUCCCCGUCUUACAUUCGCAGACAUACUGCCUUCAACUUUUCUUGUUAUUGCUGACACGGGUUACCCAAACCUCAAUGACUCAGUGACAGUGCCUCGUAACACGAUAGUGAGCCCCUCCUCAACAUCACAAAACUGAUGGGAUGACUGACUCAUCAUGACAAUGGCCAGAAAGUGAAAAAUAAAAGGGAAAUCUAUGUAAACUUACAUUAGGCCAUUUGCUAUACAAGUAGGUUAUGAUUUUGUGUAAUGGGAAAAAAAACAACACAUGGAUGAGUUUGUUGGCUGCUUCACCUCAAUGGUCUCCCGUGGCCCGUCCAUGUGCUCAUUGGUCAGUCCUUGGUCCACCCCUAAUGCUCAGACUUUAAAAUAGACUGUUACAGCUGGCAGCUGAUGCUUUAUAGUGCUGGAGCCUGUGUAUAGAAUACCUACGUGUGGUCACACCCAAUGCUGCUGAGUGAAUUCAAAGAGAAUUCCAAAAGAAAAACAGAGGGUGGGAGAGGUGCCGACUUAUCUUCUGAAAAAUGAUGUGUGAUCAAUAAGGUUCCCUGAAGUUAAACACUCAGACUCAACUUUCUAGCAGAGAUGAUGAAAAGCAAACAUUUCAACUGGAGAGUGUGUGCCGAGUCAGUGAAUUGUCGCUGUUGAUUGUCAAGAAUCACUAUACUAUCCCAGUCUUGCCAGCUUUUAUCUCUUUAAUAUGGUCAUAAACAGAACUGGGGGGAAAAAAAACAAAAACUUUCCCUGGUCUCUUGUCUGCCAGCAACCGCUCUUCUCCAAGAGUCAAAGAGACAGGGGAGAGCCAGCGGUUACCCCACGACUCCUGUUACUGUCCUCAUUAAUAUCCCGUUGUUAUACACCGUCUCCACAUGAUAAUAGCCCAAAUGGAAAGGGGCUUGGUAAAGGUGCUGUAAGUUGAUUUCGAAGAUGAUAUAAAGGGCAGAUUGAACUUUCCACAGAUCAACCAUGGAUGAGAUUGUUUUUUUUUUGAGCCGUUUUGAACUGGAGUGGCAAACAUCCUGUUACAGCUGCAUUUUCUUGGGCUCCAUCUCCAUGGAGAUCCGAACACUCCAUGGAACAGAACAGAACACUCUCAGGAGUGUGGGGCGUGGUCUCUGUCACUUUGUGGCUUCAUAGUGAAUGGGCCCUGAAUUUCUAUCAAAGUACUCAUUCUAUGACCGACUCGGCCAUGUCUCACGGAACAGAAAUGACAUAUCUGUGGAAUCCCAUUGGUUUCAGGCAUAGGACUGUUUGAGUAUAUACAUUUUUUUCUUGUAACGGCAAAGUCAUUUUGGGAGGACAGGUGAAAGAAUCAAAAUUUGAGGUUACAGUACAGUGAAUUUAGAUGUACAGCUAAUUAAGAUGUAGAACAUUUAUUAGUGAAAAUUUGCAGUAGAAUGGCUCCAAUGCCAAUGCAGAUAUUAUACUACAAAUGGUAAUUGUAUGGAGAUUAUUAAUUAUCUGUUUGGGAGCUAUUUAUGUAGCAGUCAUAAUGACAGUGUUCAUUUGUCCCUCUGUUCAACUGAAUUUCCUCACAAUAAUAUAUGCUAAAAUAUGAAAUGUAUAAGGAAUAUACCACUGAAUAUAGUUAAAAUGGCCAUAUAUAUAUCAUUUCCACAAUCAUUUUACACAAAUGACAAAUAGUAUUAAAAGUGCAGUUGCAACAAUGUAUUAUUAACAUGCAUAUCUGGUGGAUAUUACUGUAUUCCUUAUAUUCUGGUCUUCAAAUUUUAACAUAUAUUUGCACAUGCUACUUUUUCAUAAUGAUCAUCACAAGUACAUUGUGAAUUGGUUAUAUAUGGGUUGUAAACCCAUUGUUACCCUCAGUAACAUGUAAAUGUAACCUUCAUGCAUUGAGAAGCAAUGGCUUGAUUUUACUGUAGGUCCGAAACAUAGCGUCUGCCCCCCUACAGGUGCAUGGUCAGUUGCUUAUAUUUUGGUUUGGAGUCUGCAAAUCCAGUACCUCAAAUCAGCAUUUUUGGAUUUGUUUUUUUUACAGCACUCUCAAAUCUCUGGACAGGAUUUUAAUUAGACAGUACCCAUGUACUAAUUCAGAGUUUUAAGCAUAGAUUUUAAACCUAUUCAAGGAAGAAUGCUACAUUGUAAGUUCGUUGUUGCCAAAGGUAUGCGACUACACAGUGUACUGGAUUUCCAGUACUACUUCACAGAUGUCAGGAAGUGGACUUCAUUGAGCAUAUUUUGGCUUUGCACCAAUUGUGACAUCAUUCCUUGGGUGACCUGAUAGGUGCUCUUCAUAACAUCAACCAACAACACAGCUACUGUAUCAUAAAAACAAUAAAUCAAGUAAGUUUUUGUUAA
Conger conger (European conger) is the source of this 8192-nucleotide messenger RNA. RefSeq names its product serine/threonine-protein kinase LMTK1-like. Lineage: Eukaryota; Metazoa; Chordata; Actinopteri; Anguilliformes; Congridae. Gene Ontology annotation, biological process: brain development; peptidyl-tyrosine autophosphorylation. Gene Ontology annotation, molecular function: ATP binding; protein tyrosine kinase activity. The record is from RefSeq and is a predicted model, not a curated record. The transcript has 13 exons. The annotation marks the transcript as partial.